Molecule: messenger RNA, 442 nt
Organism: Trichomonas vaginalis G3
Lineage: Eukaryota; Parabasalia; Trichomonadida; Trichomonadidae
Exons: 1
Source: RefSeq, a predicted model, not a curated record
AUGACAGAAAUAGCAAAUCUUCUACAGGUUCCAUUAAAACAAGGGACAAACAAAAAGGGUGCAUAUAAUAGAACUAUGAAAGUUCCUGAUGGAAUGAAAGAAUUAGUUCAUAUUGUUGCUGGUCUUCAAAAAGAUGUUAAACAAAUGAGAAACGUUUUAACAUUACCAGAAGCUCAAGCAUAUGCCAAACGUCAAGGUCCAAAUUGGGAAGCACACGAAGCAGACAUUACGGGUCCAAAUGGAAAACCUGAUGGUAUAAAUGAAGUUUUCGUUACUGAUGGUCAAGGUAAUAUUAAAGUCAUAAAUGGUUACAAAUUAACUAUAACUGAUUAUCCUAAACGUAAAGCAUAUAAUGAACGUUAUCCUAUGCAAUUUGAUGAAAAUGGAAAAGCUGUUAAACAAUACAUUGGAGAAGGUGAAAAUGGUCCAAUUAAUUCAUACC